Messenger RNA from Ruditapes philippinarum (Manila clam), 2330 nucleotides. RefSeq names its product fibropellin-1-like. Gene Ontology annotation, biological process: establishment or maintenance of epithelial cell apical/basal polarity; heterophilic cell-cell adhesion. The transcript has 15 exons. Bases 117 to 1664 code for a protein of 515 amino acids. Gene Ontology annotation, molecular function: calcium ion binding. The record is from RefSeq and is a predicted model, not a curated record. Lineage: Eukaryota; Metazoa; Mollusca; Bivalvia; Venerida; Veneridae. Gene Ontology annotation, cellular component: protein-containing complex; plasma membrane.
GAUAAGAACGUGUAACGUAUAGGAUAAAAUUACAGCAAUAUAGUAAAUUACUAAAAUGAAAUUCAUUUCAGGACUGUUUUCUUCUUUUAGCGAUAAAAAGGUGUUUGUGAGCAACGAUGACAUUAAAAAUCACACUUUUGCUAUUGGCAUUUCUUUUGGUGUUUGUAAAAACAUCCGAAUCAAAGUCGCUUAGAGACAUGCAGAGGGUAAAAUAUAAGAACAGUAAGAAUACCAACUUUAUUAAACGUUCAGAAAAUAACAAUGGGGGAGGAAAUGGAGUAGUAAGAUGUAAUGAUCACAACGAGUGUCCAGCCGGGUUUGCCUGCCUAUUGCCCGGCUUUGAACAGGCAAAUUCCAAAGCAAAUAAGAGGUGCUACCAAUGCAACUGUACAGACCCGAGUCAGUGUUUCUUUCAAGAUAAACAAAUGAAGUGUGAUUGUUGUGGCUCUGGAUUCACAGGGCAAUUUUGUCAAAUAAAUAUAGACGAUUGCAUAAAUGCGGUUUGUUUAAAUGGUGCUACCUGUGAGGAUUCAGUGAAUGACUACACCUGCCAUUGUACGCCAGGUUUCACAGGAACACAUUGUGAAAUAGAUAUAGACGAUUGCACAAGUGCGAGUUGUUUAAACAAUGGCACCUGUGUGGAUUUAGUGAAUGACUACACCUGCCAAUGUACGCCAGGUUUCACAGGAACAAACUGCGGAAUAGAUAUAGACGAUUGCAUAAAUGCGGUUUGUUUAAAUGGUGCUACCUGUGAGGAUUUUGUUAAUGACUACACCUGCCAUUGUACGCCAGGUUUCACAGGAACACAUUGUGAAAUAGAUAUAGACGAUUGCACAAGUGCGAGUUGUUUAAACGGUGCAACCUGUGUGGAUUUAGUGAAUGACCAUACCUGCCAAUGUACGCCAGGUUUCACAGGAACAAACUGCGGAAUAGAUAUAGACGAUUGCAUAAAUGCGGUUUGUUUAAACGGUGCUAACUGUGAGGACUUUGUUAAUGACUACACCUGCCAUUGUACGCCAGGUUUCACAGGAACACAUUGUGAAAUAGAUAUAGACGAUUGCACAAUUGCGAGUUGUUUAAACGGUGCUACCUGUGUGGAUUUAGUGAAUGGCUACACCUGCUGUUGUGCGCCAGGCUUCACAGGAACACACUGUGAAAUAGAUAUAGACGAUUGCAUAAAUGCGGUUUGUUUAAACAAUGGCACAUGUGAAGAUUUAGUGAACGCCCAUACCUGCCAAUGUACGCCAGGUUUCACAGGAACAGUCUGUGAAUCAGUUUAUAAAGAUCCAUGUCUACCGGGGUGGUUUUAUGACAGAAAUAGCUGUUAUCUCUACGUCAGCACUACGUUUAACUGGCUAUCGGCAGUUUCUUACUGCCAGUCCCUAGACCCGAACGCCUAUCUUGUCGAGAUAACAGAUGAUGCUGAAAACACACUUGUAUACACAAUAUCAAGUUAUGCCGAUGUUUGGAUUGGUUUAUCAGACAGUGACUCAGAAGGAAAUUUUUAUUGGGAAUAUUCUGGGGACAACUUAAUAUUUACGCCAGGCAUUUUAUACUUUAGUGGAAGCGAUAGUAGAGACUGUGUUUUUAUGCACGGUACACACUGGGAUGUGGGCUAUUGUUCAAAUAACCGACCUAUAGUAUGCGAAAUGCCAGAGCAGUAAAACGUGGAAACACAAUGGGGCCAAGUCAAUGGAUGACUACUGAAUUACAUUUCAUAACCUUUGUUUUCUUAUUUCGUUAAAAUUAAUAAUUACAACACACUCUGUGUGAGCGGGCGCUGCGUAUUUACUAUUAUUUUCUAAAUGUUGAGGAAAUCGCUCCAAAAAAUUAAGAAAUCUAUAUUUUGCUUAUUUCUGGAGUCAGAAAGGUAGCAAAGAGAGUGUAAUGUUUGUAAGUUAUGUGCUGGAUUUGAAAAUGUAUUGCUUUUCUUUUCUUUUCUUUUCUUUUCAUGGGUUUAAUUAUUUUGAGGGGUUCUUGGCAUGAACGUGUAGAAUUUGGGGCGAAUCCAAUGUUCAGGAGACGAGUAGAAUUUAGUUCAGGAGACGAGUAGAAUUUGGGGCGAAGCCAAUGUUCAGAAGACGAAUGAAAAAUAAUAUUGUUUAAUUAUCAUAUAAAUUUUGUUAUCAUUAUUUCAUGUGGGAACAUAUAGCAAAUAAAUUUAUGGGACAAAAUUGCGUUUGUUUUAUUAACUGACUUUGUCAUCAUUAUUCCACACAGACACUUGGGGUGUGGAGCUCAAAACUCCUUUAAAAUCCAGAUUAAAUGCAUAUUUGUCAAUCCCAGCACAUGUACUGAUCAUAAAUAUAAAAAAAAACCUUAAGGCGUUU